Peromyscus maniculatus bairdii (prairie deer mouse) is the source of this 7371-nucleotide messenger RNA. RefSeq names its product TIAM Rac1 associated GEF 1 (gene Tiam1). Gene Ontology annotation, molecular function: protein binding; guanyl-nucleotide exchange factor activity. The record is from RefSeq and is a predicted model, not a curated record. Gene Ontology annotation, biological process: activation of GTPase activity; small GTPase-mediated signal transduction. Gene Ontology annotation, cellular component: cytosol; plasma membrane. Lineage: Eukaryota; Metazoa; Chordata; Mammalia; Rodentia; Cricetidae.
GAGCAGCGCCGCUGCCGUCGGGCGCGCAGCUCUGCAGCGCGGCGAACGCUUCGGCGCCCGCACCCCCAGGGGCCCAGCGGCCCCGCAUUGUGCCGGGCCGGGUCAUCGAGAUCCUGGAUGAACGUCACCGGUUGACAGCUGCAUUCUGGGUGUUGACACUUUCCGAAGCUUGAGCUCCUACAGCAUUCUGGACGUUCACACGUUUCGAAGCUUGAACUCCGAAUGGUAGAACCCUUGUGGACUGAAACCCACCUUUCCAGACCCAAAAGCAAGGCUGAGAAAGAGGAAGGGAGAUUCAGUCCCAGAGACGAUGGUGUUCUGAAUUCCAGUCCCUCUCUCAGGACGUGAGCAGCCCCUUCAGAUGGCACCUUUGGAGACCCUGAUGAAGGCUCUUCUCUUUGGCCUGGGGUUUGGGGCUCAUUCUCCCAGACUCAGGUGAGACCCUGAUGGCACCCUGUGGGGCAGGUGCUGACACACACCCCAUCUCCAGCCACUGACAUCAUCGCCAGCCUCAGUAUCUAAAUGCCACAGCGCUCUUGGGGCCAGUUGGGCUGGGCACCGCUGUUGCCUUUUAAGACCAUAAAACCAUGGGAAACGCAGAAAGCCAAAAUGUAGACCACGAGUUUUAUGGAGAAAAGCAUGCCAGCCUGGGGCGGAAACACACAUCACGCUCCCUGCGACUGUCACACAAGACUCGGAGGACGCGGCAUGCCUCCUCCGGGAAGGCGAUCCACAGGAACUCCGAAGUGAGCACCCGGUCUAGCAGUACCCCCAGCCUCCCCCAGUCCCUGGCUGAAAAUGGCUUGGAGCCCUUCUCCCAAGAAGGAGCCUUAGACGACUUCGGGGACCCCAUCUGGGUGGAUCGAGUAGAUAUGGGCUUGAGACCUGUAUCUUACACGGAUUCCUCCGUCACUCCCAGUGUAGACGGCAGCAUGGUCCUCACCGCCGCCUCUGUGCAGAGCAUGCCAGACUCAGAGGAGAGCCGGCUUUACGGGGAUGACGCCACGUACUUGGCUGAGGGAGGCAGGAGGCAGCGUCCCUAUACAUCCAAUGGGCCCACGUUCAUGGAGACAGCGAGCUUUAAGAAGAAACGCUCCAAAUCUGCAGACAUCUGGCGGGAGGACAGCCUGGAAUUCUCACUCUCCGAUCUGAGCCAAGAACACUUAACAAGCAACGAAGAAAUCUUGGGUUCCGCGGAAGAGAAGGAUUGUGAGGAGGCUCGGGGGAUGGAAGCAGAGACGAGUCCCAGGCAGCUCAGCACCUGUCAGCGAGCCAACUCCCUGGGUGACUUGUACGCUCAGAAAAACUCCGGGGUGAAGGCAAACGGAGGACCGAGGAACAGAUUUUCAGGCUACUGUCGGAAUUUGGUGUCUGAUAUUCCUGAUCUCGCAAAGCGUAAGAUGCCACCGGCUGCUGCUGAAGAGACUCCUCCGUACAGUAAUUAUAACACACUUCCCUGUAGGAAAUCGCACUGUCUUUCCGAAGGUGCCACCAACCCACAAAUUAGCCUUAGCAAGAGCAUGCAAGGCAGAAGAGCAAAAACCACCCAGGAUGUUAACACGGGCGAGGGCAGCGAAUUUGCAGACAGUGGGAUCGAAGGGGCCACCACCGACACGGACCUCCUGUCCAGGCGAUCUAAUGCCACCAACUCCAGCUACUCACCCCCCACCGGCCGAGCCUUCGUGGGCAGCGACAGCGGCAGCAGUUCCACGGGGGAUGCCGCGCGCCAGGGGGUGUACGAGAACUUCAGGCGGGAACUGGAGAUGAGCACCACGAACAGCGAGAGCCUGGAGGAGGCGGGCUCCGCGCACAGCGACGAGCAGAGCAGCGGCACCCUCAGCUCCCCGGGCCAGUCGGACAUCCUGUUGACGGCCGCGCAGGGCACCGUGCGCAAGGCUGGCGCGCUGGCCGUCAAGAACUUCCUGGUACACAAGAAGAAUAAGAAGGUGGAGUCUGCCACCCGGAGGAAGUGGAAGCAUUACUGGGUGUCCCUGAAAGGUUGCACGCUCUUUUUCUACGAGAGCGACGGCAGGUCUGGGAUCGACCACAACAGUGUCCCCAAGCACGCUGUCUGGGUGGAGAACAGCAUUGUGCAGGCUGUGCCCGAGCACCCCAAGAAGGACUUCGUCUUCUGCCUCAGCAACUCCCUGGGUGACGCCUUCCUCUUUCAGACCACCAGCCAGACAGAGCUGGAAAACUGGAUCACCGCCAUCCACUCUGCCUGCGCAGCUGCCGUCGCCAGACACCAUCACAAGGAAGACACUCUCCGCCUCCUCAAGUCAGAGAUCAAGAAGCUGGAGCAGAAGAUCGACAUGGAUGAGAAGAUGAAGAAGAUGGGUGAGAUGCAGCUGUCCUCAGUCACCGACUCGAAGAAGAAGAAGACCAUAUUAGACCAGAUCUUUGUUUGGGAGCAGAAUCUCGAACAGUUCCAGAUGGACCUGUUCCGUUUCCGCUGUUACUUAGCCAGCCUCCAGGGCGGGGAGCUGCCAAACCCCAAAAGGCUACUCGCUUUUGCCAGCCGGCCGACGAAAGUGGCAAUGGGCCGCCUUGGGAUCUUUUCAGUGUCGUCUUUUCAUGCCCUGGUGGCAGCUCGCACGGGUGAGAUUGGAGUGAGAAGACGAACUCAGGCCAUGUCCAGGUCUGCAAGCAAGCGAAGGAGCAGGUUUUCUUCUCUCUGGGGCCUGGACACUACCUCCAAAAAGAAGCAGGGACGGCCAACCAUCAACCAGGUGUUCGGAGAGGGAACCGAUGCUGUAAAGAAAUCGUUAGAGGGGAUAUUUGACGACACUGUUCCAGAUGGCAAGAGGGACAAGGAAGUGGUCCUACCCAGUGUCCACCAGCACAAUCCCGACUGUGACAUCUGGGUCCAUGAAUAUUUCACUCCAUCCUGGUUCUGUCUGCCCAAUGAUCAGCCAGCCUUGACGGUUGUGCGGCCUGGGGACACUGCGAGGGACACCUUGGAGCUCAUUUGCAAGGCACAUCAGCUGGAUCAUUCCGCUCAUUACCUGCGCCUGAAAUUUCUAAUGGAGAACAAGAUGCAGGUCUACAUUCCACAGCCCGAGGAGGACAUUUACGAGCUGCUUUACAAAGAAAUUGAAAUCUGCCCCAAAGUCACCCAGAGUAUUCACAUUGAGAAGUCAGACUCAGCCGCUGGAAAUUACGGGUUUUCCCUGUCUUCUGUGGACGAAGAUGGUAUUCGAAGGCUCUAUGUGAACAGCGUCAAGGAAACCGGGUUAGCUUCCAAGAAAGGCCUGAAGGCGGGGGAUGAGGUUCUCGAGAUCAAUAAUCGUGCCGCCGGCACCCUGAAUUCGUCUAUGCUCAAAGAUUUCCUCUCACAGCCCGCCCUGGGCCUCCUGGUGAGGACCUACCCUGAGCUGGAGGGGGGAGCGGAGCUUCUGGAGAACCCACCGCACCGAGUGGACGGCCCUGUGGACCUUGGCGAGAGCCCCCUCGCCUUCCUCACCAGCAACCCAGGGCACAGUCUCUGCAGCGAGCAGGGCAGCAGUGCUGAGGUCGCUCCAGAAGAGGGCGAGGGACCAGACCUGGAGUCUUCCGAUGACACAGAUCACAGCAGCAAGAGCACAGAACAGGUUGCCGCGUUUUGCCGGAGUCUGCACGAGAUGAACACCUCCGACUCGAGCCCAUCUCCUCAGGAUGCCACAGGCCCUCAGCUGGCCACCACCCGGCAACUGUCAGACGCCGAUAAACUGCGCAAGGUCAUCUGCGAGCUGUUGGAGACUGAGCGCACCUAUGUGAAAGACUUAAACUGCCUCAUGGAGAGAUACCUGAAGCCCCUUCAGAAGGAGACCUUCCUCACCCAGGAUGAGCUUGAUGUACUCUUUGGAAAUUUAACGGAAAUGGUAGAGUUCCAAGUCGAAUUCCUUAAAACUCUGGAAGAUGGAGUAAGACUGGUCCCUGAUUUGGAAAAGCUUGAAAAAGUUGACCAAUUCAAGAAAGUGCUGUUCUCCCUGGGGGGAUCCUUCCUGUACUAUGCGGACCGCUUCAAGCUCUACAGUGCCUUCUGUGCCAGCCACACGAAAGUCCCCAAGGUCCUGGUGAAAGCCAAGACGGACACAGCCUUCAAGGCGUUCCUGGACGCCCAGAACCCGAGGCAGCAGCACUCGGCCACCCUGGAGUCUUACCUCAUCAAGCCCAUCCAGAGGGUCCUCAAGUACCCGCUUCUGCUCAGGGAGCUGUUUGCACUGACGGAUGCGGAGAGUGAGGAACAUUACCACCUGGAUGUGGCCAUCAAGACCAUGAACAAGGUUGCCAGUCACAUCAACGAGAUGCAGAAGAUCCAUGAAGAGUUUGGGGCUGUGUUUGACCAGCUGAUUGCUGAGCAGACAGGAGAGAAGAAGGAGGUCGCAGAUCUCAGCAUGGGUGACCUGCUGUUGCACACCACUGUCAUCUGGCUGAACCCACCCGCCUCGCUGGGAAAGUGGAAAAAGGAGCCAGAAUUGGCAGCUUUCGUCUUCAAAACUGCUGUUGUCCUUGUGUAUAAAGACGGUUCCAAACAGAAGAAGAAACUUGUUGGCUCUCACAGGCUGUCAAUCUACGAGGAGUGGGACCCUUUCCGGUUUCGCCACAUGAUCCCUACUGAGGCUUUGCAAGUCCGAGCUCUACCCACUGCAGACGCAGAGGCAAAUGCUGUAUGUGAAAUUGUCCACGUGAAGUCGGAAUCGGAAGGGAGGCCAGAGCGGGUCUUCCACCUCUGCUGCAGCUCCCCAGAGAGCCGAAAGGAUUUCCUGAAGGCUGUACAUUCGAUCCUUCGAGAUAAACACAGAAGACAGCUCCUCAAAACGGAAAGCCUCCCCUCCGCCCAGCAGUAUGUCCCUUUCGGAGGCAAGAGAUUAUGUGCGCUUAAAGGCGCCAGGCCAGCCAUGAGCAGGGCAGUGUCUGCCCCAAGCAAGUCUCUUGGGAGGAGGAGGCGGCGACUGGCCCGAAACAGGUUUACCAUUGACUCCGAUGCCGUCUCGGCUAGCAGCCCGGAGAAAGAGCCCCAGCAGCCCCCCGGUGGCGGGGACACUGACCGAUGGGUAGAGGAACAGUUUGAUCUUGCUCAGUAUGAGGAGCAGGAUGACAUCAAGGAGACAGACAUCCUCAGUGACGAUGACGAGUUCUGUGAGUCGGUGAAGGGCGCCUCAGAGGACAGAGACCUGCCGGAGCAGCUUCAGGCUGCCUCCAUCAGUCAGCGGGCCCGAGGCCGGAGAACCCUCGAUAGCCACGCAUCCCGCAUGACACAGCUCAAGAAGCAAGCCGCCCUGUCCGGCAUCAACGGAGGCCUGGAGAGCGCGAGCGAGGAAGUCAUUUGGGUUAGGCGUGAAGACUUUGCCCCCUCCAGGAAACUUAAUACUGAGAUCUGACUACCUUUGUCUCUUUAGAGACCGUGUGUAGAUACGAUGCCGCACCCCCCCCCCUACUCUGCUCACCCUCCUGUGCCGUCCACGAGAAUGUCCCCUUAGGUCACACUCUUGCACACAGAUUUUGGCAGCUGACUCAGGUCUGAAGCCAGGUAGCCACCCACCUUUAUCAUUCUUAAAUGACAUCGGAGAGAAUUGUUCAGAAUCCCAACUAAGCUCGAGUCCUACCUUCUGUACAUUACCAAGGGCUUUUAUUUAUUCUCAGUUCAUCAGGGCCUGAAGAAUUAGAACAAAGAAUCUACAGCAGUGGCCAUCAAAUUGUCCCCAGCCCAGCCGUCAAAGCAGAGUGUCCGAGGGACAGGGUGGCAUACACAAGCUGCCACAGCUCUCUGAAUCCAGUCUCUUAGCUGGGGACCAACCACCUUCACACACACACACACACACACACACAGAGCAAAUCCACACAUCUGUGCAGCUUGCAGAAUCCUGACUCUUCCUCUUCAGUGUCUGAGAAUAUCUGUGUACUUUAAGAAUGUGUGAGGCAGGGGUGGUCGUUUGUGUGAUGAGCCUUUUAUGAUUUUUUUCUUUUGUUUAUGUCUAUAGAGGGUCUUAUUCUACGUCAGUGUUUGGAAGCUCUAGUUUUGCAGAGAAUUAUAAAAGAUGCCAAACUCUUGGGAAAGGGAUCCAAAUUUAUCACUGAGAGAGAGAGAAGAAAAAAAAAAACACUAUUUUUUUGUAUUUUCCUUGAGAUGCAGGGGCACAAAGAGAUGAGAAUUUUACAUUGUUAGGUGUAACUCAGUCUGAAAACGAGGAUAUAACCUUUUGCAGAGCGAGCGAGGCAUGAUGACUUUAUAUUUAUAUAUAAAUGGCCCACAAGAAGCUCAUGCUAAGAAUAAACUUUUUUUUUCCUGAGAAACAGAUUUUUUUUUAAAAAUGUAUGAAUCUAUAUUUGAGAUGGGAGUUUGGUUGGAUUCCAGGGACAGGGAAUGGGGUAGUGUGUGUGUGUCUGUUGCACAUGGCAGGAGAGGGGAGCCUCCUCCUCAUGGGGUUGCCAUGGCUAUCAUUGAUUUUUUUUUCUCAUCAAAAUUGCAUCUUCAUCCAUAGGUGACUUCCCCCUUCCCUGACAGUCCAUGGUCUCAGAACCUCUUCAAAAACGUCCUUUGUGGUUAACAUUUACUCCAUGCCAACGAAACAGGGUGAACUUGCUGAGGGGCCUAAUCUUCUAAAUGGAUGUCCAAAUAGGAAGAGCAAAAACCCAUGAGAGCACUUUCAUUUUUUUAAGAAAAGGUUUAUAGCUUUGUGUUCCUCCUCCCCAUUUCAUGAUGUCCAUUCCCUAAGAAGGGUUUAAAUAAUAUGAAAACUUUCUUUUUGGAAAUAAAAAAAAUAUAUAUAUCUAUAUAUAUAUAUCUAUAUCUAUUUGGUGUUUGAUACAUCAGUAGGUACUUUAAAGACCUGAAUUUUAUAGUAGCUUUAGCAAUUAUAUUUUAUAAGAAUCAGUUAUGACUUUAUAUUUCCAGAUAGAGUUCAGAACACGACGCUCUAAGCCCCCGCUUGCUUUCCUGCUCCCCCCCACCCCGCCCUCUGCCCCCCCACCCCACCCCCCUUUCGGGUUUCCAGGGCUUUGAGCUUGAUCUUUUCAAAGUUUUAUUCUAUUAAAGUUUUUGCUAUAUCUUCUGGUUUUCUUAAAAAGCUUUAGAAUGGUUUCUAUGCCCUUUGUAUCACUUCAUUGUUCAUAUCAUCUCGGGGUCGAUUGCGUCCUGAUGGGAAACUGAAGCAGAGGCGUCGGAAGUCACGUUUUUCUAGUCUCUCUGCAAUGCGUCCAUCGGAAAAUACUGGAUCGUCUGGUGCUUCGACAGGUGCCAUUGUCUCUUGUACAUAAGGUCAUGAUGUGUCUGUGUCAAAAGUUCUUAUAUAUUUCUUUUAUAAGCUGAAAGAAGGUCUAUUUUUAUGUUUUUAGGUCUAUGAAUGGAACGUUGUAAAUGCCUGUCCAACAAUAAAAUGCUGAAAAGGG